AUGGCUUCUGACGGCGACAAACAAGCCCCCGAGUCUGUGGCUCAGGGCUACCCCGACCCCUCCCCGGAGCCCGCCGCCGCCGAAGGCUCCGUCCCUCGCCCCGCCGGAUGGAUGUAUCGUGGCUUCCGCGUCGGGGGCAAGGAGCUCUGGUACGCCUCGCCCCGUGUCCAGCUCUAUAUGGUCUCCUUCGUCUGCUUCCUGUGCCCCGGCAUGUUCAAUGCCCUCGGCGGCCUCGGCGGUGGUGGCCAGGUCUCGACACAGGCCUCCAACGACGCCAAUACCGCCCUCUACUCCACCUUCGCCAUCGCCGCCUUCUUCGCCGGCACCUUUGCCAACCGUCUCGGUCUCCGUCUGACUCUCAGCCUCGGCGGCCUCGGCUACUGUAUCUACGCCGCCUCCUUCUUGUCCUACUCUCACACCGGGAACGAGGGCUUCGUCGUCUUCGCCGGCGCCUUCCUCGGUCUCUGCGCCGGUCUCCUGUGGACCGGCCAGGGCGCCAUCAUGAUGUCCUACCCGACCGAGAACGAAAAGGGUCGCUACAUCUCAUGGUUCUGGAUGAUCUUUAACCUCGGCGCCGUCAUCGGUGCCCUCAUCCCCCUCGGCCAGAACAUCAACAAGACCGCGAGGGACACCGUCACCGACGGCACCUACGCCGCCUUCAUCGUCCUCAUGUUCCUUGGCGCCAUCCUCGCCCUCUUCAUGUGCGACGUCCCCAAGGUCAUCCGCGAGGACGGCUCCAAGGUCAUCGUUAUGAAGAACCCCUCGUGGCUGUCCGAAUUCAAGGGCCUGUGGGAAACCCUCGCCCAAGACCCCUGGAUCGUCCUCCUUUUCCCCAUGUUCUUCACCUCCAACGUCUUCACCACCUACCAGUUCAACGACUUCAACGCCCCUCACUUCAACACCCGCACUCGCUCCCUCAACAACCUCCUGUACUGGUCCUCCCAGAUCAUCGGCGCCCUCGUCACGGGCUACGCCCUCGACUUCGCCAAGGUUCGCCGCAGCGUGCGCGCAAAGGUCUCCUUCAUCGCCCUCUUCGUCCUGACCAUGGUCGUCUGGGGCGGCGGCUACGCCUGGCAGAAGAAGCAGGCCUCGCGCAGCGAGAUUGAGGGCGACGAGAACUGGCCCACCGUUGACUGGACCGACGGCGGCGAGCUAUACAUCGGCCCCAUGUUCCUCUACAUGUUUUACGGCUUCUUCGACGCCAUCUGGCAGACUUGCGUCUACUGGUACAUGGGCGCCCUCUCCAACUCUUCCCGCAAGGCCGCCAACCUGGCAGGUUUUUACAAGGGCAUCCAAUCCGCCGGCGCCGCCGUCUUUUGGCGUCUCGACGGUCUCGGUACUGACUACAACACCAUGUUCGCCGCCUCGUGGGGCUCCCUGGCAGGCGCGCUCGUCGUCGGCGCCCCCAUCAUCUUCCUCAAGAUCAAGGACACCAUUGCCGUCGAGGAGGAUCUCCAGUUCUCGGACGAGACCAUCGCCGACGUCGCUGUCCCGGGAACUGUUGACACUAAGCUCGACAAGGAGGUCGCGUAA
Molecule: messenger RNA, 1533 nt
Organism: Colletotrichum graminicola M1.001
Lineage: Eukaryota; Fungi; Ascomycota; Sordariomycetes; Glomerellales; Glomerellaceae
Product: major facilitator superfamily transporter
Exons: 2
Coding region: 1-1533 (510 amino acids)
Biological process (GO): transmembrane transport
Molecular function (GO): transmembrane transporter activity
Source: RefSeq, a predicted model, not a curated record